AUAUCACAUGCAACAGGUUUCACUCGCUUAAAAAACCAAACCAACGAAAAUGGCAGUUAUCAGAACCUCAACCAACAUGAUCCUCAAACAAGUUUUCCUCGAUAAUCUGCUAAUACCGCCAGUGCCCUCCUUUUCUGUUAGUAGAACAUUAGGCAACUUGCGCUGGGCUAACCUUAAAGUACCAAAUCGGGAAAUCAGCUUCAGCCGGAUUAAAUGUGCGGCUUCCGAUGACAAGAAGGUAUCCUCUCGGCUGUCUCAGGUUCAACAGUUACUGCAAGAGGCUGAGGAGCGUGCCAGCGCCGCUGGAAACGAGCCGCCUCCAAAAAUUACACUUGACCAUGUUACUGUGAGUUUUGCAAGAAGUGGUGGGCCUGGCGGUCAGAACGUAAACAAAGUUAACACCAAGGUGGACAUGCGCUUCAAUGUUAAAAAUGCAUAUUGGCUAAGUGAAAGGAUCAGAGAGAGGAUCAUGCAAAUGGAAAAGAAUCGCAUUAACAAGGAUGGCGAGAUUGUGAUUUCUUCGACAAAGACUAGAACACAGAAGGGCAACAUUGAUGAUGCUUUGGCAAAGCUACAGGCAAUCAUUGAUGUGGCUUCUUAUGUUCCACCACCUCCUUCUGAAGAGCAAAAGAAGAAAAUUGCCAAGUUGGCCGCUAUCGGAGAACAGAAGCGACUGAAAAGUAAGAAAGCCCUUUCAGACAAGAAGGCUUUUAGAAGAAGUCGAGACAGUUGGGACUAAUUUGUUUAUUUGUAAUCUGUCACUUACUGUUGUUUAGAGUUUAGGAUUAUCAAUGCGGUUGCAUGUUUAUUUUGCUUCCUGUACAUGUUCCAUGAAGGAAUAUAUGUAAAGCAUCGAUAAAUCUGUGUCUGUGUCGUGAUGAAAAUAACCAUGCCAGAAGGCAUCAGUUGCUUUGAUGACUGGCCAUUCUAGGCUAUUGAAUAGAUACAGCAUACACACUAAAACUUUUUACAGCUUUAGAUUUUGAAACUUGUGGAAUGGUUUAACUGGUA
This is a messenger RNA of Populus nigra (black poplar), 1011 nucleotides long. RefSeq lists its product as uncharacterized. Gene Ontology annotation, biological process: translational termination. The coding region runs from base 50 to 739 and encodes 229 amino acids. NCBI's taxonomy places the organism in Eukaryota, Viridiplantae, Streptophyta, Magnoliopsida, Malpighiales, Salicaceae. Gene Ontology annotation, molecular function: translation release factor activity. The transcript has 7 exons. The record is from RefSeq and is a predicted model, not a curated record.